AUGUUGAGUCUGAAGUGGAUCACUUCUUCGUCUCGACUCUUCGUCCUUGAAAAUGAUGCCCCUCAAGCGUUCUGUAACCUAGCUCCGUCAUUGCCCGGUGGUGGUGAAGUCAGUGCAUCACUCCUUGGCGGCAAACAGUCACUGCAGAUGAAAGUGGUGGCGUUAGAGACGGUUGGUACUAACAGUAACAACAGACAACGGUGGCCGCAGAAGCUACCUAGGAUCCCAAAAAAAAACGACUAUCUACACGAAGACGAUGCUUCCAGAGAACGCUGGGAUGGAGGUGUCUACAGUGAUGAAUUAGAGAAAAUCGAAAAGCAUUGGAGUAAGGACAAGAAGAAGAGCAGUCGAGAAGAAGAAAAGGGUUACCGAAAUAGGGAUAGAGACAGUUCUAAGAGAAACAGCGAUGAGGUCUUGAAAGAAAGGGAGAAAAAAUCCUCGGAAAAGGAUAGAACGUCAAGCAGGGAGAGGAGGAAGGAUGAAAGAGAUGAGCAUGGGAAGGACAGAAGUAAAGAUAGUAAGGAUAGAGGAAAGGAAAAGGACAGGGAGAGGGAUAGGGGAAAGGAUAAAACUAGAGAUAGGGACAGGGAAAAGGACAGAGACAAGGUGAAGGGAAGGGAAAAAGAGAGAGAGAAACUUAAGGAUCGAGAGAAGGUGAGAAGGACAGAGAUCGAGAGAAGGAAAAGGAGAGAAGGAAAAGGAGAGAAGUAA
Hibiscus syriacus is the source of this 711-nucleotide messenger RNA. RefSeq names its product RNA-binding protein 25-like. The record is from RefSeq and is a predicted model, not a curated record. NCBI's taxonomy places the organism in Eukaryota, Viridiplantae, Streptophyta, Magnoliopsida, Malvales, Malvaceae. The transcript is spliced from 4 exons. Bases 1 to 711 code for a protein of 236 amino acids.